This is a messenger RNA of Salvelinus fontinalis (brook trout), 1314 nucleotides long. Its product is annotated as leucine-rich alpha-2-glycoprotein-like. The transcript is spliced from 2 exons. Gene Ontology annotation, cellular component: plasma membrane. Gene Ontology annotation, molecular function: protein binding. The coding region runs from base 99 to 1115 and encodes 338 amino acids. The record is from RefSeq and is a predicted model, not a curated record. Lineage: Eukaryota; Metazoa; Chordata; Actinopteri; Salmoniformes; Salmonidae.
AUAUAAGGAGCAUUGAAAUAGUCGUAAGAGCAGAUGAAACAAGCAAGCCAAUGAAGGCAACAAAACACGAAUGACAGCAAGACUUCAGUUUUAAAAAGAUGAGCACCUGGUUCCUCCUUUCUCUGUGUGCGCUAACCUGUUGUUGCGGCCGCAGAAAUGGCGCCCUCUCUUGCCCAGACACGUGCACCUGCCAUUUCUCUUCCAGCGACACCACGGUGGUCUGCAGUGAAGCCUCCCUCUCCCAGUUCCCCUCCGAUGGUCUCCCAGGCAACACCACCUCCUUGUCCAUCCAAUCCACCAACCUCAGCACGAUUACUGCCAACCACUUACAGGCCACGCCCCUUCUGAAAGAGAUCCAACUAUAUUACAACAACCUGAGCACACUUCCUUCACAUCUCCUCAGAGCUGUUCCUCACCUGCACACGUUGGAUCUCACAGGGAACCACCUGCACUUCCUGCCACCAUAUGUCUUCAGCCACGCUCCGCUGCAUAACCUGGUGCUGAAGAACAACCUGAUCAGCGGUGUGGAUGCUGAUUGGCUCCCUGACAACAGUAACCUCACCUGGCUGGACCUGUCAGGGAACCGUUUGACGGCCGUACCCACAGCCCUGUUCCAGAAACUACGCCACCUGAAGAACCUUGACCUCUCCCAUAACCACCUGGAGAAGCUCCUGGCGGGGGCCCUGAAUCCUCUGAGCAGCCUCGAGAGGCUCAACCUGGAGGGGAACCAACUCAGCGCUCUGGACCCAUCCGCCUUUAGGAACACCCCAAACCUGACGCACCUUUUCCUCCAGGAGAACCAACUGGAGAGGCUUCCCCCGACUCUCCUCCAGGGGCUCCAUCGCCUCGAUUUCCUGUUUCUCAACUUCAACCGGCUUGGUCACAUCUCCAACACCCUGCUGGAGCAGCUCUCCUCCCCACGGACAAGCAACCAUCUUUGGGUGGCCUUCAGCCAGAACCCCUGGGUGUGUGAUAAGAAGGUGGAGGACCUGUGGAGGUGGCUGCAGAAGAAUCAGAAGAAAGCUUUCCCGGCCGAUGACAUCAGGUGUGCCAGCCCUGAGUCUCUGAAGGAACGAUCAGUUAUGUCACUAACUGACAGUGAGCUAGGACUCUGAUUUAUUUGAUAUUUUUCACUUAAACAAUAAGACAGUGGGGAGGUGUCUCAGUAUGACCCAGGGGAGUGUUCUUUCUGGAGAAGGUGAAAUGUGCCAGCUCUGGUUGUUAAGGACAAGCGGUUGUGUCUCUGACAAAGAAAGAGCUAGGCCUCAAAACUGACAAAUAAAACAGGCCCACUCUUCAGGUAACAACUGCAAA